Messenger RNA from Ophidiomyces ophidiicola, 2139 nucleotides. It is a transcript of the gene SSE1, whose product is annotated as adenyl-nucleotide exchange factor sse1. The transcript has 4 exons. The coding region runs from base 1 to 2139 and encodes 712 amino acids. Gene Ontology annotation, cellular component: nucleus; cytosol. The record is from RefSeq and is a predicted model, not a curated record. Gene Ontology annotation, biological process: protein folding. Gene Ontology annotation, molecular function: ATP-dependent protein folding chaperone; ATP binding. NCBI's taxonomy places the organism in Eukaryota, Fungi, Ascomycota, Eurotiomycetes, Onygenales, Onygenaceae.
AUGAGUGUCGUCGGCAUAGAUCUCGGCUCGAUGAGCACCAAGAUCGGUGUUGCAAGGAAUAAGGGCAUUGAUAUUGUGGUGGCUUUCGGUCACAAGAGCAGAUUUCUUGGUGAGGCCGCGAAGACCCAAGAGAUCUCCAACCUAAAGAAUACUAUCGGCUCCCUGAAGCUUCUUGCGGGCCGAUCGUUUAAGGAUCCCGAUGUCCAAUUGGAGCAGGAAUACAACACAGCGAAGUUGAUUGACGUUAAUGGCGAAGCCGGCGUGGAAGUAUCUUAUCUGGGCAAAAAGGACCAGUUCACCGCGACCCAGCUUAUUGCUAUGUACCUGAGAAAAAUCAAAGCCACCGCAUCCAACGAGUUAAGACUCCCCGUAUCCGAUGUCGUCAUCAGUGUUCCGCCAUGGUUCAUUGAUGCUCAGCGACGGAGCUUGCUGGAUGCUGCAGAAAUCGCCGGGUUGAAGUGCCUUCGCCUCAUCAACGAUACCACUGCCAUUGCUCUUGGCUACGGUAUCACCAAACUUGAUCUUCCCGGCCCAGAGGAGAAGCCAAGACGCGUUGCUUUUGUCGACAUUGGCCACUGCAACUACGCCUGUGCCAUCGUUGAAUUCCGAAAAGGCGAGUUGAAUGUCAAGUCCGUUGCCUAUGACCGUCAUUUUGGUGGCAGAUAUUUCGACAAAGCGCUUGUGGACCAUUUUGCCAAAGAAUUCAAAGAAAAGUUUAAGAUUGAUAUCAAGACGAACCAAAAGGCGUACUCCCGAACCCUUGCUGCUGCCGAGAAAAUGAAGAAGAUUCUCUCUGCCAAUGUCUCUGCACCUUUGAAUAUUGAGUCGUUAAUGGAUGAUGUCGAUGUGCGCACAUUGGUGAAGCGUGAAGAGAUGGAAGAAAUGGUCCGACCCCUCCUGGAUCGCAUAACAAUUCCUCUCGAACAAGCUCUCGCCGACGCCAAACUGAAACCCGAUGACAUUGACAGUAUCGAAAUGGUCGGCGGCUGCACACGUGUCCCAAUUAUCAAAGAAAAAAUCAGCGACUUCUUUGGAAAGCCGCUUUCUUUUACUCUUAACCAGGACGAAGCUGUUGCACGUGGCUGCGCUUUUAGCUGCGCUAUCCUCUCUCCCGUCUUCCGUGUUCGUGAUUUCUCUGUUCAUGAUAUCAUCAACUAUCCUAUCGAAUUUACAUGGGAGAAAUCACCAGAGAUCCCCGAUGAAGCUACAUCCUUGACCGUGUUCAACAAGGGUAACGUUCUGCCUUCUACUAAGAUCCUUACCUUCUAUCGCAGACAACCAUUCGAUUUGGAAGCUCGAUAUGCUAAACCUGAAUUGAUCCCUGGUAAGCCCAACCCUUGGAUUGGCCGCUUUUCCGUCAAGAAUGUAGCUGCGGAUCCAAACGACGAGUUCAUGGUUUGCAAGUUAAAGGCAAGACUCAACCUGCACGGUGUUCUCAACAUUGAAUCCGGCUAUUACGUCGAAGAUGUGGAGGUUGAAGAGCCUAUUCCUGAAGAGAAGAAGGAAGGUGAUAGCAAGGUAUUUUCUAACCUGAAGAACCUUUUUAAACAGGCUAUGGAUACCGACGGUGCCAACGGAGAAGCUGAAAAGCCAAAGAUGCGCAAAGUAAAGAAGCAGGUGCGCAAAGGCGAUCUUCCUGUUGUCAAUGGCACUGCCUCUCUCGACAAGACAAAACUCAACGAGUACACCGAGAAAGAAGAAGCCAUGCACAUGGAAGAUAAGCUUGUUGCAGAUACCGAGGACAAGAAGAAUGAACUUGAAUCAAUGAUUUAUGAACUUAGAGAUAAAAUCGAUGGUGUUUAUGCUGAAUUUUCAAAUGACGACGAGAAGCAGAAGGUUAAAGCUAAGCUCGAUCUCGCAGAGGACUGGCUAUACGAGGAGGGCGAAGAUACCACCAAGGCCGUCUAUACCGCUAAAAUGGAAGAAAUCCGCUUCCUUGUCGGACCCAUUGUCCAGCGCUACCAUGAUAAACAAGAAGCGGAGCGAGAAGCUCAGAUGAAGGUUCAGGAAGAAGCUGCUGCAAAAAGGAAAGCGGAAGAAGAUGCCAAGAAGAAGGAUACUGCUGAUCUGGAAAUGAAAGACGCUGAUGCCGAGGCCCAGAAAGCUGGCAACGAUGCUAAUAUGGAGGAAGUUGAGUAG